Molecule: messenger RNA, 1575 nt
Organism: Lentinula edodes (shiitake mushroom)
Lineage: Eukaryota; Fungi; Basidiomycota; Agaricomycetes; Agaricales; Omphalotaceae
Product: general substrate transporter
Exons: 14
Coding region: 1-1575 (524 amino acids)
Biological process (GO): transmembrane transport; carbohydrate transport
Cellular component (GO): membrane
Molecular function (GO): carbohydrate:proton symporter activity
Source: RefSeq, a predicted model, not a curated record
AUGGGUAGCGUUGUCAGAUCGGAGCGCGUAGGUCUCUUUCAAAACAUACGAGUGUACUGGCUGGCAUUUAUUGCAUAUUGGGGCAUCCUCCUGUUCGGAUAUGAUACGUGGGGAUUCAGUGGUGGAGUCGUAGGGAACCUCUACUUUGAAGAAACCUUUGGGAUAGCCAAUUCAACUGGAACCAUCAAUACCAAGAAGAGUGAUGAUGUGUCUUCCAAUGUCGUUUCAGUCCUUCAAGCUGGCGCAUUCUUCGGAGCUCUGGUUAGCGCUCCGGUUUCCGGUACGUUUGGGCGGAAAUGGCCUUUGUUCAUCUACACCCUGAUCUUUGCCAUCGGCGCUAUCCUCACCAUUGUUCCUUCCGGUAGCAAUCCUGAGCGCGGUUUGGGUGAGAUCUAUGCGGGUCGGGUCAUCUCCGGUUUUGGAAUUGGCGCAAUCACGGCAGUGUCUCCUGCUUUCGUAUCUGAAUGCUCUCCGAAGGAGGUUCGUGGUCGAAUUACUGGAUUGUUUCAAGUAAUGGUUGCAUCUGGGAUUAUGAUUUCAUAUUUUAUCAACCUUGGUGUUGGCUUACAUGUGAAAAACAAUCCCAAAAUCUGGCGGAUCCCUUUUGGCCUGCAACUUGUCCCUGCUGGAAUGAUGGCGCUUGGUCUCCUAACAAUCAAGGCAGAUAUCCCAUGUAGUCUCUCUAUCGAAUCCCCCCGCUACCUUGCCUCUAUUGGCCGCAACGAAGAAGCUAUCGACAAUCUCGCCUACCUUCGCCGGUCUCCAGCGGAUUCGGAAUCUGUUGCACUUGAGAUGGCUGAGAUUCAAGCCGCCAUUCAGGAAGAACGCCUAGCCCGAGUAUCUCUUGGAUGGAGGGAAGCAUUUUUCGGAAAGGGGAACGCCAUACGUUUCCUUAUUGCGUUCAUGAUAUUUCUGCUGCAGCAGUGGAGUGGUCAGAAUAGCGUAACUUAUUAUGCACCACAGAUAUUUGCUUCAAUCGGAUACACCGGGACGAAGAACUCUCUCCUUGCCUCUGGAAUUCUAGGCGCGGAAUUCUCGUCGUUUCGAAUUCUUGACAUGCUUCUCACUUAUCUUUCUUUAGGCGUAGUAAAAGUCGUGACCGUUUCCACCUUCGUUGCCUUCGGUGUUGAGAGGUUCGGUCGAAAGCGUUUUCUGUUCAUCUCGUCUAUGGGAAUGGGCAUUCUCUUCUUCAUAAUUGGUGCUCUUCUCAAAACUCACCCUCCACCUGCAGCUAGCGCCAACGAUGCUCCUUCUUCACCUUCACGAGCGAGCCAGGCCAUGGCUGCAAUGCUGUAUCUUGAAGGAGUGUGCUAUGUCAUCGGGUGGGGUCCUCUUCCUUGGAUAUACGUCUCCGAAAUUUUCCCUACGAGGACCAGACACUACGGACUUGCCUUGGCUAGUGCCUCUCAAUGGCUUUGGAAUUUUGUGAUAUCCAAGCAAACACCUAUAAUGAAGACCGAGCUAGGUUACAAGCUAUUCCUAAUGUUCGCAAGCGUGAACAUAGGUGCAUUAGCGGUGUUCUCCCUCCUUAUUCCUGAAACCAAAGGGAAGUCUCUUGAAGAAAUGGAUAUGUGA